AUGAGGAUGGUAAUCCCCCUUUCCGCCGGAAGAACCAAACAAACCGUCACCUUGAUCACCACUCGACAGCGAGUCCACCUCAACCAUCCCAAAGUUCCUAUUCAAUCUAACUCUAUCUCACCUACAGCUCUCUUCAGCGCACCAUGGCAGAUGUCUAGCUCAUCUUGGAAGACUAGCCAUAGUCUUAUCUUGAACAGAGGCGUACAUGGUAACUUGUCAAGACGUCACUACAGUGGCUCACCUAUAUCCAACAUCACCGAUAGACUGUCUUCGAGCGAAAUGGCAUCGUCCUGCAAGAACGUUGUGACUCCCAAUAAGAAUAUCACCAAUACAAUUAAGGUUAUUGAUCUCGAUCUGGAUACUGGAAUACGGGUAUGGGAAGGUGAAGCUGUGUUCACUAAAGAACCUUUGACAGUUAGAUCGAUACGCCCAAAUACAUUCGAGACUCCUAAAUCUACGAAAGAUCAGAAGCCCUCUGGAUCAUCGACAUCUCCAAUAUCAAUCUCAUCUUCCCCAUCUUCAUCUCCCCAAACACCACCUAGACCGAGAGCUGUACCCCAUUAUACAUCCCCAUUACCACGUACUACCCCUACUCCUACCACACAAGCCCUGACAGGACUGCCUCCUAGUCAGCUGAUCGGAUCCAGCCAGACACAUCCUUCCAAACCUAUUCACCCUUUCUUCAAUCGUACGCGUACUGCCCCUCCUACGUCCCAACCGAGAUAUACAGCCCAUUAUUCAUCGACUGAGGCCGGGUCGACUCAGCAAAGUGAAAGUCAGGAUAGCACACCUUCGUCAUCUAGAGCACCCUCUACAGUUGACUAUAAUAAGGAUAAAGAACUGGAUCUCUUAGCUGAAGAAGUUGGGAAGUUACAAUUUGGUUAUGGUCAUCCUCCUAAACCAAAACCAAAAUCCAAUCCUGCCCCUGCUCCUGCUCGAUCACAGUCUGAUGAAAACAAACAAUCCAAAUCCCAACAUGAGGAUAUGACAACAUCCGAUAUUAAACCAUUAUUAGGCGUUUCAUUCAAGGUAAUCUCAAAUGAUGGUAAACUCCAAUCUCGAUCUCAUUCUCCUAAACCAUUGGAUUUACCUUUAUUCCACUACGAUCAGUAUUUCCCGAAACCUCAGAUAGCCUAUACCAAUUCCACCGAAGAGGCGAAUGAUCUCUUGGAAUGCUUGAAAGGUGACGUACUGGGAUUCGAUCUGGAAUGGCCACCUGCAGGAACGUACAAAAUCCCUCAACCUGAUGGAACGACAAAAAAUGUGAAAAUUGGAAUGACGUGGGAUGAGAAGAAAGGAGGGUAUGUUUUUGGACAGGGGAGGACAGCGUUGAUGCAGUUUGCGGAUGAGAGGUUGGUGAUUCUUGUACAUCUGGGGGAGAAGAUGGACAUACCUUCCAAAGCCAUCGAGAUCCUCCGUUCACCUACCAUAUACAAACUCGGUGUACAAGUAAGAGGAGACGGUCAAAAACUCUUACGUGAUUUCCCUCAACAUUUCACCUCUACAUCCUCUUCCGAUAUGGGUAUAAAAGGACUGUUGGAACUUUCUUUCUUGGCCAGAGGAGUCGAUCCGAUAGGUACAGGACCUGGAAAUAGUUUGAUUGGCCUUUCGAGGUUGGCUGAAAGGUAUUUGGGUAAACGGCUGGAUAAGAGCUUGGAUGUAAGGAAAGGGAAUUGGUUUGAAAGGUUGGAUCAGAAACAGAAGGAUUACGCUGCAAAUGACGUUUAUGCCUCUUUACAGAUAUAUAAAUCCCUAAGACGUAUUGCUGAAGACAACGAAUCCGAAGUGAGCUUGAACAAAUACUUAUCGAACGUUGAUAGCUCUGCCCCAGUAACAAGAUUGAGUCCUACAAGUAAUGGUGAGAAGAUAUCGGGAACACAAAUACAACUUGGAGAGAGGAUAGCUACACUGGUAGAAGGGGUGAAAUCACCUAGUCCUGCUCAACUAGGUGCUUUGAAUGAUUUUGUGAAAGGGGUGAGUAUUGAGAAGAGUGCGGAGCAGAAGGGAAUCAAAGUAGCUACUGUUGAAGGAUAUAUUUGCAGUGCAUUGCAGAUUAUCGGAUUGGAUUUCCUUAUGGAGCAAGAGAGGAAACGACUAUGGGAUGAGAUACCUAGAAAUACAUAUACAUGGAAAAGAAAUAAGGAGUUGUACAGGGUCUUGAAGCAGGAAUUUGACCCUGAUGCGAUUAGUGGGAGUGAGAGUGAGAUGGAUAAUAUACCUUGA
This is a messenger RNA of Kwoniella botswanensis, 2223 nucleotides long. RefSeq lists its product as uncharacterized. Gene Ontology annotation, biological process: nucleobase-containing compound metabolic process. The transcript is spliced from 5 exons. Gene Ontology annotation, molecular function: nucleic acid binding; 3'-5' exonuclease activity. Gene Ontology annotation, cellular component: cytoplasm; nucleus. The record is from RefSeq and is a predicted model, not a curated record. Bases 1 to 2223 code for a protein of 740 amino acids. NCBI's taxonomy places the organism in Eukaryota, Fungi, Basidiomycota, Tremellomycetes, Tremellales, Cryptococcaceae.